AGAGAGAGAGAGAGAGAGAGAGAGAGAGAUCUACGGAAAAACAAAUCUUCGACAUUUAUUGUCAUUCCACGCCUACUCUUUUUAAGAUUUUUGUUGCAGAAAACCACUCGUGCGCUGCCGACCUCAAAACUCUGUUUUUCUUUUCUCUCUGUUUUUUCUCCUUCUCUCUCUCUAAUGGAUGUUCUUGUGGUCUAUUUGCUCUGUUCUUUCUUUCUGUAUCUGAUCUUUCUCAUCAUCUUCCCUCGUUCUUCCCGAUUCAACUUCAGGAAACUCGGUCUUCCACCAGGAAACUUAGGCCUUCCCUUUGUGGGUGAGUCUCUGCAACUCAUCUCAGCUUACAAAACAGGAAACCCAGAACCCUUCAUCGACGACAGAGUAAAUCGUUAUGGUUCCCUGUUCACAACCCAUGUAUUCGGUGAACCCACCGUUUUCUCAGCUGACCCAGAAACAAAUCGGUUCGUGUUGCAGAACGAAGGAAAACUAUUCGAGAGCAGUUACCCAUCUUCGAUCUCGAAUCUGUUAGGAAGACAUUCUCUGUUACUCAUGAAAGGUGGGCUUCACAAACGUAUGCAUUCACUCACUAUGAGCUUCGCUAAUUCCACAAUCAUCAGAGACAUUCUUCUUGACGAUAUCGACCGGUUGGUUCGGCUCAAUCUCAAUUCCUGGACCGACCAUGUAUUCCUUCAAGAUGAAGCCAAGAAGAUAACAUUUGAAGUGACAAUGAAGCAGUUGAUGAGUUUUGAUCCAGGGGAGUGGACAGAGAAGCUAAGGAAAGAGUAUUUGCUUCUUAUUGAUGGGUUCUUCUCUCUUCCUCUACCUUUCUUCUUCACCACCUAUGGGAAAGCUAUAAGGGCAAGGAAGAAGGUAGCAGAGGCACUAAGAGCUAUGGUGAGGGAGAGGAGAAAAGAAAGUGAAGGAGAAGGAGAGAGCAAUAAUAAUAAGGAGAAGAAGAAGAAAGAUAUGUUAGAAGCUUUAUUAGGUGAUGGAGAAGGAGGGUUUUCUGAUGAGGAGAUUGUGGAUUUCUUGCUGGCUUUGCUGGUGGCUGGAUAUGAUACUACCUCCACCAUUAUGACUCUUGCCGUCAAGUUUCUCACUGAGACUCCUCUUGCUUUGGCACAGCUCAAGGAAGAACAUGAGGAGAUCAGAGCAAAGAAGCAGAGCUCGUCGGCUGCACUAGAGUGGAGCGACUACAAAUCCAUGCCUUUCACUCAAUGCGUGAUUAAUGAGACAUUAAGGGUAGCCAACAUCAUUAGUGGGGUAUUUAGGCGAACAACAGCUGACGUCAAUCUCAAAGGCUACACCAUUCCUAAGGGUUGGAAGGUCUUUGCAUCUUUUCGAGCUGUCCACCUUGAUCAGAUCCAUUACAAAGAAGCUCGCACUUUUAACCCCUGGAGAUGGCAGCAGAGCAAUUCGGGUUCUAUGGGAGGAGGAAGCACAGGAACAGGGAAUGUGUUCACACCAUUCGGAGGAGGUCCACGCCUCUGCCCAGGUUAUGAACUAGCCAGAGUUGAAAUCUCAAUAUUCCUUCAUCACUUAAUCACUGGCUUCACAUGGGUUCCAGCUGAAGAGGACAAGUUGGUGUUUUUCCCCACCACCAGGACUCUCAAGCAUUUUCCUAUUAAGGUCCAACGCAAACAUAGAUUGGCUUGAUCCUCGGACAAUACCCAUUAAA
Telopea speciosissima is the source of this 1672-nucleotide messenger RNA. Its product is annotated as cytochrome P450 90A1. Gene Ontology annotation, molecular function: iron ion binding; monooxygenase activity; oxidoreductase activity, acting on paired donors, with incorporation or reduction of molecular oxygen. The transcript has 7 exons. The coding region runs from base 175 to 1650 and encodes 491 amino acids. The record is from RefSeq and is a predicted model, not a curated record. NCBI's taxonomy places the organism in Eukaryota, Viridiplantae, Streptophyta, Magnoliopsida, Proteales, Proteaceae. Gene Ontology annotation, biological process: sterol metabolic process; brassinosteroid biosynthetic process; brassinosteroid homeostasis.